AUGUCAGCAAAAGGAAAUUGUCCGCAAAAGGAAAUUGUCCGCAAAAUUAUAAACAUUACCGGGUUUAAAAGCUACAAAGACAUUACAACAAUUCGCGAUUUAUCGCCCAAACACAAUGUGGUUAUUGGACGAAAUGGAAGUGGAAAAAGCAACUUUUUUGCUGCAAUUCAAUUUGUUUUGAGUAGUGAAUUUACGUCAAUUACACAACAUAAUAGACAUGCUUUUUUACAUGAAAGUGUUGGAGCAAAGUCUGCUACUGCAAAGGUAGAAAUAGUUUUUGACAAUAUGGACCAUCGUAUUCCAACAGAAAAUGAGGAAGUUCGAAUUGUACGUGCACUUACAAUGAAAAAUGACACAUAUUAUAUUGAUGGGAAAAGUGUAACGAAAACUGAGAUUGUUAAUAUGAUGGAAUCUGCUGGUUUUUCACGUUCAAAUCCUUAUUAUAUUGUUAAACAGGGAAAGAUAACAGAAUUGGCAACAGCUUCAGAUGCUUAUCGCCUUAAAUUAAUCAAAGAGGUUGCUGGAACUCGUGUCUUUGAUGAGAAAAAAGAGGAAAGUACAAAAAUAUUGACCGAAACACAAGGAAAGAUUGAAAAAAGCGUUACUCUAUUAGGCUAUAUAAAUGAACGUCUUAAAAAAUUGGAAGAAGAAAAAGAGGAUUUGAAGGAAUAUCAAAAAUGGGAUAAAAUGAAGAGGUCUAUCGAAUAUACAAUUUUUGAUAAAGAAAUAACUGAAGCUAAAGCAAAACUGGAAAAAUUAACUGAUCAGCGAACAAAAAUAAAUACGGAACAAAAUAAGUAUGAAACUAGUCUGAUAGAAAUCAAAAUGAAAAUUCAAAAUACAGAAAAACAAAUUCGUGAAUUGGAUACUCAUUAUAAAGGAAAAAGAGAAGAGAAGGAGACUUUAGUUAAUGAACAAGCAGAAUUGAUAGAAAAAAGAACACAAUUGGAACUUUCUGUUAACGAUUUAAAAGCUGAAUUUGAUAAUGAACGAGAUGGGAAGGAAGCUGCUAAACAGGAAAAGCAAGACAUAGAACGAGCUAUUGCUGAACGCCAAGCACAACUUAAUGAACUUCAACCAAAUUUUCAACAAUUGUUGGAAGAGGAAAGCUCCAAAGAUUCUGAUAUCCGUAUACUUGAUCAACGUUGUAAAGAACUUUAUGCUAAACAAGGACAUUUGGAUAAAUUUAGAACGGUGGCAGAACGAGACAAGCAUUUAAAUGCUGAAAUUCAAUGGAUAGAUAGACAAUCAGAUGAAAUGAAAAAUCAAAUUAAUGAAAUUAAAGCCUCAAUUAAAGCAGAUGAGAAUGAAAAGGAAACUUUGGCUCAACGACUUCGGGAAGAAAAGCAUAUACUCAACGAUUUAUCUAUUAAAAUGCAUAAUUUGAGUCAAGAAAUCAAACAAAAAAAAGAAGAUCUUAACAGAGCUAUAACUUGUCGAAUGGAUGAUUCUCAUUCAGAAAAGGAAAAGCGUGAAAAGUUGACAAUGGUUCAAUACGAUGUGAAUAGAAUGGAAGAAGAUUUUAGGCGGUUGACUCCAAAAUCUACUAUGAAUGGAAUAACAAGUAUAAAGACAGUUCUCGAAGAAUUCAGAGAUAAGAGAAUCUUUCCUGAAGUUGUCAAUGGUUAUUAUGGUCGUUUGAUUGAUCUUUUUACUUGUGCCCCAGAAUUUAAUAAAGCAAUUGAAGUAACAGCUGAAUCUCGUCUCUUUUACCAUGUUGUCGAGAAUGACGAUGUUGCAAUGAAAUUACUUGAAGCUGUUAAUGAACGUUCUCUGCCUGGAGAAUUUAAUUUUUAUCCUUUAAAGCGAAUUUUGGAUACUCAACCUCGAGAAAUUGUUGAUCAGGAAGCUCGUCCACUCAUUGAAUGUAUGCGAUUUGAUCAAAAAUUCAAUCAAGUCUUCAAAAUGGUAUUUAAAGAUCAUGUUCUUGUGCCUAGAUUAGAUGUUGGUACACGUGUUGCGCGUGAUCAAAUAAGCCAUCGUGGUCCAAUGACGGGAGGUUAUAUGGAUGUUAAACGUUCAAAAUUGGAUUUGAUUCGAAAAUUAAAAGAAGCAGAAAAUGACAAAAAUGAUUUGGAGAAAGAAAUUGACCGCUUAACAGAAAGAAUUUCUCAAAAUCUUAAUGGUGUAGAUCAAAUACGGUUGGAAAUUUCAAAGUGUGAAACUCAAAUUCAAACACUCAAUAAUGCUUAUCACAAUUGCUUGGCUAAAAAACAAAUAACUUCUGAAUUACUUAAUAAAUUAUCGAACAAUGCUGAACCUAAAGUUUGUUUAGAAAAUAUAAAUUUUUUGUUAAAUAGUCGGGGGAAUCUGUUUGGACAAGGGGGUUAUGCUGUCUUUAUCUGUUGCAGAAUUUCAAUUCUGUGCUGUUUUUUUCUGUUUUCCGCUUUUUAAAAUCCUUUGUAAUGAUCCCAUCUUCGGUAGAGAUCAUGUUAAAAAGUGGGGAAGUUGUAUGGACAAUAGGAUGAAGGAUAUCAGGGCUGUGCGUCAUGUCGUUUUGGCGUGGCGUUUGGCGUCCAUUUUUGGCCGAUUUUGGCGUGUGGCGUGAU
This is a messenger RNA of Meloidogyne enterolobii, 2549 nucleotides long. The record is from the annotation of a GenBank genome assembly. NCBI's taxonomy places the organism in Eukaryota, Metazoa, Nematoda, Chromadorea, Rhabditida, Meloidogynidae.